AUGCAUCAAAGGAAACACCAAAAUGAAAAUCAGCAAAUGAAUCAUACUAAAAUAAGCUAUAUGUCAAAACUGAGGGAUGAAGUAAGAAGUGGUUUGGCUUCAGGUGAAAACCGUUGUUUAAAUCUGUCUGGCAUUUGCAGAAGAGACAUCUGCAAAUUAACAGAGGACCAGAUUGGUGCCUGCAGAAGAAGAUGGAGAUGCUGCAGAUCAUGGUGGAUUCUUAUACCAAUUCCAACACCACUUGUCUAUUCAGAUUAUCAAGAACCCCUUAAGCAUAAGUUGAAAUGA
Molecule: messenger RNA, 288 nt
Organism: Ailuropoda melanoleuca (giant panda)
Lineage: Eukaryota; Metazoa; Chordata; Mammalia; Carnivora; Ursidae
Product: beta-defensin 109
Exons: 2
Coding region: 1-288 (95 amino acids)
Biological process (GO): cell chemotaxis; defense response to bacterium
Cellular component (GO): extracellular region
Molecular function (GO): chemoattractant activity; CCR6 chemokine receptor binding
Source: RefSeq, a predicted model, not a curated record